This is a messenger RNA of Alnus glutinosa, 1685 nucleotides long. Its product is annotated as xyloglucan galactosyltransferase XLT2-like. The coding region runs from base 84 to 1487 and encodes 467 amino acids. Gene Ontology annotation, molecular function: galactosyltransferase activity. Lineage: Eukaryota; Viridiplantae; Streptophyta; Magnoliopsida; Fagales; Betulaceae. The transcript has a single exon. Gene Ontology annotation, biological process: xyloglucan biosynthetic process. The record is from RefSeq and is a predicted model, not a curated record.
CUCUCUCUCUCUCUCUCUCUCUCUCUCUCUCUCUCUCUCUCAAUAUAUCAUACACAUACCUCACUGCAACCAAACUUAAAUCCAUGAACAUGGACCUCAAAGAUGCCAAUAAAAACUUCUACUACUCAAACAACUACUCUUGCUCACGCUUCCUACUAAUCACACUUGUUUUGUUUCAACUAUUCUUUUGCUUCAACUAUUAUUCCUUCAUCUCCCAUAAGUCUUUAGCCGGAAAUACAACUGCUGAAACUCCAACCCAUAAUGUGUCCGACUCCGACCAAAAGGAUGAAACAUGUCCGUCCGGUAGGGUCUACGUCUAUGACCUACCACCCAUGUUCAACAAAGAAAUGCUAGAGAAUUGCUCUAGUUUGGACCCAUGGAGCCCACGAUACUGCGAUGCCGUUUUGAACGGGGGGUUCGGCCGGAGAGCCACCGAGAUCGCUGGAGUGGUGCCAGCGAGCCUAGCUCCGGCUUGGUACUGGACAGACCAGUUCAUGUUGGAGGUGAUUUUCCAUAAUAGGGUUUUGAGGCAUAGGUGCAGAACUUUGGAGCCCGAAUCUGCUACAGCGUUCUACAUACCCUUUUAUGCUGGACUCACUGUCGGGAGGUAUCUUUUCACAAGUCGUAGUAGCAAAGAGCGUGAUAGGGAUUGCGAGAUGUUGUUGAUGUGGGUCCAAAACCAGCCCUAUUGGAAAAGAUCAAACGGCUCAGAUCACUUCAUGACGCUGGGACGGAUGGUUUGGGAUUUUCGACGGUGGGGAGAGAACGGAUGGGGGUCCAGCUUUGUCUAUAUGCCCGGAAUGAAGAACAUCCAUCGCCUCGUGAUUGAACGGAGCCCGUGGGACCCACUUGACAUUGGUGUGCCUUACCCCACUGGAUUCCAUCCCAGGUCCGACGCUGACGUGUUGGAGUGGCAAAGGCAUAUUCGCACGCACAAGCGGAGGAGCCUCUUCUGCUUCGUCGGAGGGAAACGUGGCGCAUUCAGGGACGAUUUUAGGGGUCGCUUGCUGAGUCAUUGUGAGAACGAGUCCGACUCUUGCCGAGUCGUGGAUUGCAGCGGAACUAGGUGUUACAAUGGUGCCUCGGCUAUUUUGGACACCUUCUUGGACUCAGACUUUUGCUUGCAACCCAGAGGGGACACGUACACGAGGCGGUCCAUGUUCGACUGCAUGGUGGCCGGUUCAAUCCCUGUUCUUUUUUGGAAGCGGUCUGCUUAUGAUCAAUAUGAGUGGUUUUUACCGGGCGAACAACUAGGGAGUUUUUCAGUCUUUAUAGAUCACCAAGCGGUAAAAAAUGGGACGUCCAUUAGGAAGGUGCUUGAGAAGUACAGUAGAGAAGAGGUAAGAAAAAUGAGGGAGAGGGUGAUUGCUUUUAUACCGAAACUUUUAUAUGCAAAGCCUCAAGAAGGUUUGGAGAGUGUAAAAGAUGCUUUUGAUGUUGCUAUUGAAGGGGUCUUCAGGAGGUUUAAGGAGCAACAUGGAGGGUAAUUAAUAUAUAAGUGCAUGUCUAGCUGUAGUGAUACAAGAUGAAAAAUUAAUAAUCGGGUUUUUUUUAGUUGUAUUUAGGUUAUUAAUUAGUAUUUAAUUUCAUAUUUUAUUUAAAUCGUAAGAGUUAGUGUUAUUUUGUAAUUCAAUAAUAGGGUUUGCCAAAAGUCAAUCAGUCAAAUUAGGAUUAAGAUUUUGUCC